Molecule: messenger RNA, 1878 nt
Organism: Rana temporaria (common frog)
Lineage: Eukaryota; Metazoa; Chordata; Amphibia; Anura; Ranidae
Gene: BORCS5
Product: BLOC-1 related complex subunit 5
Exons: 6
Coding region: 232-819 (195 amino acids)
Biological process (GO): positive regulation of anterograde synaptic vesicle transport; lysosome localization; organelle transport along microtubule
Cellular component (GO): cytoplasmic side of lysosomal membrane; BORC complex; synaptic vesicle membrane
Source: RefSeq, a predicted model, not a curated record
CUUGGAAAUCUGAGAACGAGGCUUGAGAAGCAUAGCCUCAUUCUAUCUCCCUCCAGAACCAGGAAGAUAAAGAGAGUAGAGAUGAUACCUAGAGCAGAGAAAGCCUGCAGUCGGACCUUCGUGUGCAACUGAUGAAUUUGGGAACCCUUUGCACCAAAAGAAGAGGUACCCUCCACGCACUGCCACACAGGAACUGGUUGUAGGUGAGUCGCCACCAACACUCUCUCUAUCAUGGGGGCAGAGCAGAGCAAUGAACAUGACGUUCGGCAUGGAGAUUCUAACUCUGCGAAUCCCUCCCCAGCCAGACAGAGAGCGAAGAUGGACGACAUUGUGGUGGUGGCUCCAGGGACACAGUCUCACCGGAAUAUCACAAAAGACCCCGAAGUCAUCAAGCUGCAGGAGAUCCCCACCUUCCAGCCCCUCCUUAAAGGUCUUCUGAGCGGUCAGACCUCCCCACCCAACGUACGUCUGGAGCGCCUCGACUCCCCGCAGGUGCUGCAGCUCUGUGUGCGCUACCAAGACCAUCUACACCAGUGCGCUGAGGCAGUGGCCUUCGACCAGAACGCACUGGUGAAACGUAUAAAAGAGAUGGACUCUUCUGUGGACACCCUGUACAGUUACAUGCAGGAACGCCAGAAGCGUUUUGCCAAAUAUGCAGAGCAGAUCCAAAAGGUGAACGAGAUGUCAGCAAUUUUGAGACGGAUUCAAAUGGGGAUUGAUCAGACGGUGCCACUGAUGGAGAAGUUGAACGCUAUGCUGCCUGAGGGCGAGAGGCUGGAGCCCUUCUGCAUGAGUCCAGACAGAGAGCAUAAACCUUAAAGACCUGCAUCUGUUUAUCACACAUUGUGCCAGAGAGAAGCGAGUAAGAUCAUUAAUUGGGCAACAGACAGACCCGAAUUUCAUGCGCUUUAUAGAUCCUCCUAAGAGCCCCAAGUCUGAAGACACAAAGCUUGUUGGGAUGACUCGGAAUCCCAAGCCUGCUCUACUCCUGAGCUAUAUGAACUGCCAGGCUUUAAAAGUGUUGCACAUGUCCCAGGCAGUUGAACUAAACGGUUUUCUAUCAUUUCUGAAACUGUUAGAACUUUUAUUGCAUCCAGGAGACAUCGCUUCUAUCAAAACAGACUGCCUUUUAAAAAAAAAAAAAGUUCUAAUGGGACUGUUGGAGUAUAACUAUUAGAGCUGCCAAUCUCUGGGGGUGUCAUUCAGAUCCUAGGAGCAUAAAAGUAUUGAAGCUGCCAUUGUAAACAUGACUUCAAUAUUCAGUGGGUCACUGAUCUGGAACAAGUAUGCAGAACAGGAGUCCAGACAUAACUGGCUUCAUGCUUGUUCUAGUAAAGUGAUUGGCUAGUUAAUAGAAGCAGCUGAAUGAUGGCACCCUCACAAGCCAAGUGUCAUUACUUGCUGGCAUCUGGGUGGUCUUGUUUUGGGGAAAACCAUUAUUUUUUGCUCCUUGAUUAAAGAGGAUCUUUCCCCAUGCCUGUGAAAAUUAUUAUACUAUAUGCUAGUUAUCCAACGUACUUACAAGCCCAGUGAAUCCUGCAUUGUCCUUUUCUGGUGUCAUGUCUUGCACAUUACAUGUUGCCAUAAACUCAGGAGCUCCCACAUACAUAUGUCAUCUAUGGCCCUGCGGCCUUCUCGGGUGUGUGAUGUAUCUGUGAUGUAGACUGGGUGUGAAAGAAAAGGCUUCAUCAUCAUCCUUGCCUAGGUGGGGAACAAAGAAGUAAAGCAUCUAUAUGGUUUGAGUGGUUGUAUAGCUGUAGGUAGCGAAAGUAUUGUGGAAUCUGCUGCAUUACAUGAGAUAAGAGGGACAAAUAAUUUUUAAGAGACACAGUUAGAUUUUUUGAUUAGAGAUCAUUUGCAUUUUGGAACGUAGUUAAA